UUGUUUUUUACGUCUACGUAGCCAGAACCGCAAUUUGCAAUCAACUGAUGCCCCUUCUUACACGCUGUCUCUCUCUACAUGGAGGGAGUCCAGAUAAUCUAAUUAGAGGAGCAUAUGGAUGUGGAAAUAAAAAUAUGCAAAUAUGCAAAAAGUGUGUAAAAACUUGUACAUUCUGUUGGGCAUCAUACUAAGCCUGGCCACACAGGGAAUCUCACAAAAACAUUACUCCCGUACCCGCAAAUUGGAACUCCGUGAGGAUGUGCGGCGCAUGUUUCAACAUGCCUACGAUGGCUAUCUGCAGCACGCCGGCAACUACGAUGAACUGCGUCCGCUCACCUGCGAUGGUCACGACACCUGGGGCAGCUAUUCGCUGACGCUGAUCGACGCCCUGGACACCUUGGCCACCAUGGGUAACUACACAGAAUUUCGCCGUGUGCACGCGCUGCUCAUCGACAAGAUGAACUUCAACAGGGACAUCAAUGUGUCCGUCUUCGAAACGAAUAUACGCAUUGUGGGCGGCCUUCUAUCCGCCCAUCUGUUGUCGCGACGUGCCGGCAUCCAAGUGGAAGCAGGUUGGCCCUGCGCUGGUCCGCUGCUGCGCAUGGCCGAGGAUGUGGCGCGACGUCUGCUGCCGGCGUUCGACACCAACACCGGGAUGCCGUAUGGCACAGUGAAUCUACGCUAUGGCGUGCCCAAUGGCGAGACCUCCAUCACAUGCACAGCAGGCGUGGGCACAUUCCUGGUCGAGUUUGGCACGCUCAGCCGCUUGACGGGCAACAGCAUCUACGAGGAGGUGGCCCUCCAGGCGAUCUAUGCUCUGUGGGAGCGCCGCUCGUCGAUUGGACUGUUUGGCAAUCACAUCGAUGUGCAGAGCGGUCGUUGGACAGCACUCGAUUCGGGCAUUGGCGCUGGCGUCGAUUCGCUGUUCGAGUACCUGGUCAAGGGAGCCGUGCUGCUCAAUCGUCCCGAGCUCCUCGAACUGUUCGCCGAGGCGAGGGCGCCAAUUGACAAAUACAUGAGGAAGGACGACUGGUAUGUGUGGGUGGGGAUGAACAAGGGACAUGUGACGUUGCCCGUCUUUCAGUCCCUCGAAUCCUUUUGGCCCGGCAUACUGAGCAUUGUGGGCGACACAGCGCCCGCUAUGCGCACCAUGACACGCUACAUUAGCGUGUGGAAGAAGUACGGAUUCCUACCCGAAUUCUUUAACAUUCCCGCCGGCGAAGCGGCGCCCAAUCGUGAGGUCUAUCCGCUGCGACCCGAACUCAUCGAGUCGGCCAUGUAUCUAUAUCGGGCCACGAAGAAUGAAUAUCUGCUGGAGCUGGGCGAGCAUAUGCUGGAGACGAUUGAGUUCAGUGCGAAGACCAAGUGCGGCUAUGCAACUAUACGCAAUGUGGUCACGCAUGAGAAGGAGAAUCGCAUGGAAUCGUUCUUUCUGGCCGAGACCACCAAGUAUUUGUAUUUGCUCUUCGACGAGGACAAUUUUCUGCAUCACGCCGGCGAGGAUCGUCACGGCGAGUUGCUCGACAACGCGGAGAACGUGUGUAUUGUGCAGGCCGGUGCGUACAUCUUCAACACGGAGGCACAUCCCAUGGACAUGUCGGCGCUGCAUUGUUGCCACAACCUCAAGGAGGACAUCUACAAUAUGCUCGAUUUGCCCGCCUUCAGUGCGUCGGCGAUAUUCGAGCGCAGCAGCCGAGAACGCCAGGAGGCACAACAAAAGUGGCAGCCACAAUGCGUCGUAGAGAAGCAGACAGCAGCUCAGCAACCGCCCAGCACCAGCAUGGCGGUAGACAUUGAGGUGUUCGAUGAAUUCCAGCAGCCGGCCGCCGAGCAGCUGGUGGGGAACUUUGAGCGGAUACGCGAGGAGCGUGAAAUGAAUCGAACCCUGCACGACAGCAGCGUGGCACGCAAUCAAUUGACUGUCAGUGAUCUGGAUGAGUUCUAUCAGCAGCGACGCGAACGCUUCGCCAGCGCCGAAGAUGCACUCGGCUAUGUGCUCAACUUUAUGGUCAACUAUACGAUGGAUGUGAACUUCAUACGCGGCCUCCAAUUGUACGAUACGAACAUCAGCAGCAUUCUGGGCAGCAUCGCCCAGAAGGAGUACGAAUCCCGCAUGCGUUCACUGUGGCAAUUGUAUGCGCUGGAGCAACAGUUUGCCAUCAAUGUGCGGCUCAUCCAGCGGCUGGGUUUGCACAACUUUGCUGCCAGCGACAGCGAGCAAAUGCGUCGCCAUUUGGCCGACGUACUCGCUACCCUGGACAGUCUCAAUCAGCCGCUGGGCAGUGAUAAUGCAACAACGCAUCACAAUCAGAAUCAGAAUGAGAAUGAGAAUCAGAGUGUGAGCGAAAGUGACAUUCAGAAGGCGAUCUUUGAGGCGCUGCUCGAGUACGAGUUUGCCAUGCUGAACACGACUGCGAUGCAGGAGUUUGUGCAUCGUGUCUAUGUCAUGGGCACCACAGAGACGCAAAAGUUGCGCAUGCAGCCGCUGCUGACCGCAGCCGAACUGAAUGCUCUCGAUGUGGUCGAGUUGGAGCCACUCGAGCAGCGCGAGCUCUUCAAGUACACGCGUCGCAUUGUCGACUUUCGCAAACGCAUGUCCGAGACGGUCGAUCGCCUGCAGACGAUUAUGCAGGAUCUCAAUACGGCCAAGGUGGAUGCGACGGCAUCUUCGGUUGCGGUGCCUCAGCUAGCGACGCCCAGUGUGGAGCAACAGUUGCUGCAGGAUCAACAGCAGCAGCAACAACAACAGCAACAGCCACCGGAGGAGUCAGGCUCUGUGUGGUCGCAGUUUGUGCAGAAUAUAUUGCGUAAGACGCAAGUGCAACGGGUGAAGUUCGAUGAGGCUGCGCUGCUGGAGAAGACGCGCAAAUCACUCGAGAAGCACGCCCACAAGCAACUGACCUAUGAGCUCUUCAGCUGCCGUCGUCCCGCCUACAUUGAGGCAUUCGCCUAUCGUGAUUACUAUCCGGAGGGAAUGUAAUCAAUGCAAAUCACCAACACCAACAAUCAAACACUCCUCGACCAUAAACUUAAUGGGCCACAUGACUGAUCUGUAGAUACUAUUUAUAUAUAAUAUAUACACAUAUGGUUAAGUGGAUUGUUUUUUGUAUAUACACACCAUAACUAGACAUCUGCCUCUUAUAACUUGGUGUCAAGCAGCAGGCAGGAGGCACAGCCGAGGUCCGCAUAUUGUAUAAACAGCUCGAUCUCUGUGACUACAAGUGCUAGAGACAGCAAAUUUGGUGACAAUACUCUUGAGUUCCUAAGCAGUUAAGGUUUGGCUUUUUCCAAAAUUUGAGACACAUUCUAAAUGGUUUCUUGACACUUUAUUACGAUCAGACAAUGUGUUUAACAUAUAGAGAAAUAUUCAAUGAUCUAGCUUCAACAUUGAAUUCAAUUUGCUAUUGGAAACGUAUUUUUAUUUU
Molecule: messenger RNA, 3425 nt
Organism: Drosophila nasuta
Lineage: Eukaryota; Metazoa; Arthropoda; Insecta; Diptera; Drosophilidae
Gene: Edem1
Product: ER degradation-enhancing alpha-mannosidase-like protein 2
Exons: 3
Coding region: 143-2980 (945 amino acids)
Biological process (GO): mannose trimming involved in glycoprotein ERAD pathway; endoplasmic reticulum mannose trimming; carbohydrate metabolic process
Cellular component (GO): membrane; endoplasmic reticulum
Molecular function (GO): calcium ion binding; mannosyl-oligosaccharide 1,2-alpha-mannosidase activity
Source: RefSeq, a predicted model, not a curated record